This is a messenger RNA of Prunus armeniaca (apricot), 2388 nucleotides long. The record is from the annotation of a GenBank genome assembly. Lineage: Eukaryota; Viridiplantae; Streptophyta; Magnoliopsida; Rosales; Rosaceae.
AUGGAGGGUUCAAAAGCUGGUUCGUUUAAGGAGAUGCCUCUGGGGAUAGAUGCAACAACUGAGGAAGAAUAUGCUUCCCAGUCUAGACUACUUCAAGAAUUUACUGGUAUUUCCAGCAUUGAUAAGGCAUGGAUAUUUAAAUCUGACAGCGGAAUUGGCUCCCAGGCAAUGUUUUCAAUUAGUCAACCAAAUCUUUUGGCAAACAAAAGGAAGAAGUUCAUUCUGUCCUCUCAUGUUUUAAGAGAAAGUAACAAUUCUGUAAAUUUCCAAUGGGCCCCAUUUCCUGUGGAGAUGACAGGAGUCUCUGUGAUGGUUCCAUCACCAUCUGGUGCAAAGCUUCUUGUAGUUCGGGAUCCUGAAAAAGAAUCUCCCUGUCAAUUUGAAAUUUGGGGUCGAGCUCAAGUGGAAAAAGAAUUCCACAUCCCCCAAUCUGUUCAUGGCUCAGUAUAUGCUGAUGGAUGGAGAGUCCAAACUUUCAAUGAAUACAGGUUUCAGGGAAUUUCUUGGAACUCUGAUGAAACUCUCAUUGCUUAUGUUGCUGAGGAACCAUGUCCUUCCAAGCCCACAUUUACAGGACAGGGCUACAAGAAUAGUACUUCCGCAGAUAAGGACUUCGGUAACUGGACAGGUCAAGGGGAUUGGAAGGAAGAGUGGGGGGAAACCUAUUCUGGGAAACAGCAGGCUGCACUUUUUGUCAUGAACAUUAACAGUGGAGAGACACAAGCUGUUAAAGGAAUUGAAAAGUCUUUGAGUGUUGGUCAAGUUGUGUGGGCGCCACCGGUUAGAGGUUCACAUCAAUAUUUGGUUUUUGUUGGGUGGUCAGAAGGUACCAGAAAGCUUGGUAUCAAGUACUGCUUUAACAGGCCCUGUGCAUUGUAUGCGGUUAGGGCACCAAAUUUUGAAUCCAAAGCUGAUGGACCUGAACUCAAAGAUAGUUCAACUGAAGAUUCUCCUGUAGUAAAUCUAACUCAAAGCAUAACUAGUGCUCUCUAUCCACAGUUCAGUCCAGAUGGAAAAUUCCUUUUGUUUUUAUCUGCAAGGAGUGCUGUGGAUUCUGGUGUACACUCUGCAACAGAUUCUCUACACAUAAUAGAUUGGCCGAUGGAUGGAGUACUAUCCUCAUCUACAAAAAUUGUUGAUGUGAUUCCUGUUGUAAUGUGUGGCGAGGAUGGUUACUUCCCUGGGCUUUACUGUUCAAGUUUCCUUAGUAAUCCAUGGCUUUCUGAUGGAUGCACGAUGAUCUUAUCUUCCGUCUGGGGCAGUUGUCAAGUCAUACUUUCUGUGAAUGUGUUGAGUGGGGAAGUAUUACGUAUCAGUCCUACUGAUUCAAAUUUUUCAUGGAAUGUUCUUACACUGGACGGGGACAAUAUCAUUGCUGUGUCUAGCAGUCCAGUAGAUGUACCUCAUAUCAAGUAUGGUUAUCUUGUUGAUAAAGAUAGUAAAGAUACUGCAUGGAGUUGGUUAAAUGUAUCAAGGCCCACAAAUGCAUGCUCUGAGAAGGUUGAAUCUUUGCUCUCAUCUCUUCAAUUCAGUAUAUUGAAGAUUCCCAUCAGGGAUGUUUCUUAUAGCCUGACAAAAGGUGCCACCAAACCUUUUGAAGCUAUAUUUGUAUCUUCCAAAACUAAAAGAAGUGAUCCAUGUGACCCAUUAAUUGUAUUCCUUCAUGGAGGACCGCAUAUUGUUUCAUUGUCCAGCUUUUCAAAGUCCUUAGCAUUUCUCUCUUCAAUUGGUUUCAACUUGUUAAUUGUAAACUAUAGAGGUUCACUGGGGUUUGGUGAAGAAGCACUUCAGUCUCUUCCAGGGAACAUUGGGUCCCAGGACGUGAAUGAUGUACUGGUGGCUAUAGAUCAUGUCAUUGACAUGGGACUUGCCAGUCCAUCAAAAAUUGCAGUUCUUGGUGGUUCUCAUGGUGGCUUUCUCACAACCCACUUGAUUGGCCAGGCACCAGAUAAGUUUGCUGCGGCAGCAACAAGAAAUCCUGCUUGUAACCUUGCAUUGAUGGUGGGCACGACAGACAUCCCAGAUUGGUGCUAUGUGGAGGCCUAUGGAAGUGAGGGUAAAAAUACAUUCACAGAAGCACCUUCAGCUGAGCAUCUAACUCUCUUUCACAGGAAAUCUCCUAUUUCACAUAGCUCAAAGGUCAAAACACCAACCCUUUUUCUUUUGGGUGCUCAGGAUAUUCGUCUUCCCUUUUUCACUGGAUUGCAAUAUGCUCGGGCAUUGAAAGCAAAAGGAGUUCCUGUCAAAGUCAUUGUGUUUCCUAAUGAUACUCAUGCAAUUGAGAGACCACAAUCCGACUUUGAGAGCUUUCUGAAUAUUGUUCCACUCAGUAGGUUUGAUCCACUUAUAACCAAACUCUUCACCUUGGAACCUGUUGAAGGUGGCUAG